Orbicella faveolata is the source of this 3644-nucleotide messenger RNA. Its product is annotated as mismatch repair endonuclease PMS2-like. NCBI's taxonomy places the organism in Eukaryota, Metazoa, Cnidaria, Anthozoa, Scleractinia, Merulinidae. Gene Ontology annotation, cellular component: MutLalpha complex. Gene Ontology annotation, molecular function: ATP hydrolysis activity; ATP binding; mismatched DNA binding. The record is from RefSeq and is a predicted model, not a curated record. Gene Ontology annotation, biological process: mismatch repair.
AAUAUCGGGGAGUUCGGGAAAUCUCGAACUUUUCCGAAGUCGUCCGAAGAAGCUGUCUGGCUUCCGAAGCUAUCGAAAAUGGCGGCUGCGACCUUGUCGCCAGUUGUCCAAGCGAUUGAUCAGAAAUCUGUCCAUCAGAUUUGUUCUGGACAGGUUGUCUUGACCAUCGCAACCGCUAUGAAAGAGCUUGUUGAAAAUAGCUUGGACGCUGGAGCUACAAACAUUGAUAUUAAGCUGAAAAAUCAUGGCGCUGAUGUUUUGGAAGUCAAUGACAAUGGAUCCGGUGUGGAACCCCUUAAUUUCGAAGCUUUAACUUUGAAGCACCAUACUUCUAAACUCAGAGAUUUCUCGGAUCUGACAAGUGUUGAAACCUUUGGUUUCAGGGGGGAGGCGCUUAGCUCUCUGUGUGCGCUAAGGUAAGUAAGAUUAAGUGUUCGAUUUUCAAUUCUAAAUAGUAUCGAUCUUUCUUCCUUAGAUGGGGUGGAUGUGAAUGUCACUCCUGACAAGCGUCAGGUGUUUGUCCAGGAAGAAAAGGUCCUGCUGGCCACCAUUAGAACCUCUUUGAAGAGAAUGUAUGACCCUAGCACGGCUUCAUUUGAUAUCAAUUACAAACCUCUAACGCAGAUAAAACUAUCCGAUUCAUUCCUGUCGAGAGACGUUGACAGUGUCAGUUCUCGUGAGAUUGGGGAACUGCAGAAUCAUGAGGAUUCGUGCACUGCAGUGAAGCAAGACAGAAAGGUUGUGGAGCCGGCGACUGUGUUGACAUCAAGGUCCGACGUGCCUAUCGAAAAAGGAAAGUUCCCUUCACUUAGCAGCUUUAAGAGGAAAUUCUCGUCUCUUGAUGAAGAUCUGGCAAACAAAGCUAAGGAGCCUUGUAGUAAACAAGUAAAGCUUACCAGUAUCUUUAUUCGGGAAGAAGGAGUGGGAAGUUCUUCCUCGACAGUGGCGACUGGAUCACUAGGAAAGCGUUCGUUUGCUACUUACGGCUUUGGAAAGAAUGAAGACCAAAACGAAAAGUGUGAAAGUAGUGAUAUAGACGCUAUUGAAAUCAGGGAAAAAGUCGAUAAGGGAAACUUCAUUGUGGACCGUUCCAUUCCAGAAUUUGGUGACGAAGACUGCAGUGGACAGAAUGCAAGUGAUGACGAUGUAAAAGUCAUUGAAGUCAAAGAGAGAGCCAGUGAAAAAUUCUUUGUAGAUGAGAAUUCCACCCAAAAUUUUGAAUCAAGUAGUGAUGUUCGUUUGAAAGAAAGUCAUCCUAAAAGAGAGGAGAGGGAAAACGUGCAGAGUGACUCAACUCGUUCGGAGACAAACCAUCAGAAAAAGGUCAGCAGAGCUACGAUCUAUCAACGGAAAACAGGUAUCGAGGAAGACUCAUCUAGUGAAUCCAUACUUGUUGUUCCCAAACGUAUCAAGUCUUCGAAAUCGGAUCGUGUUUUUAGAAACAGAAGAGAAGUUACAGUGAACUUUAGUAUGGACCAACUGAAGAGGAAGCCAAAGACGCAGCAAAGAGAGAGCUCUGGGGCAGUUGAAGCUCGCUUGUUUAGAGCCAAGAUUGCACCGGAUAGCAACUCCAGCGCUGAAAACGAACUGAGAAAGAACAUCAGCAAAGAGAUGUUUCAAAGGAUGGAAGUCUUAGGUCAGUUUAAUUUGGGCUUCAUUAUCACAAAGCUGGAUAAUGAUUUGUUUAUAGUCGAUCAACACGCUUCAGAUGAGAAAUUUAACUUCGAAGAUCAACAGCGAAACACAACGAUAAAGUCGCAGCGUCUCAUUGCUCCGCAGAAACUUGAACUAACGGCUGCUAACGAAGCUAUCCUCAUGGACAAUGUGGAGAUAUUCCGAAAGAAUGGAUUCGAAUUUGAGAUUGAUCCAAACGCCGAAGCAAUGAAAAAAAUCAAACUGGUUUCCCUUCCCACGAGCAGGAACUGGACCUUUGGUGUGGAGGAUAUCGAAGAGUUGAUUUUCAUGUUGAGUGAUUCCCCUGGUGUGAUGUGCAGACCUUCUAGAGUGAGAAAAAUGUUUGCGAGUCGAGCGUGUCGCAUGUCAAUCAUGGUUGGAACGGCUUUAAAUCAUGCUCAGAUGAAGAAAAUUCUGUGUCACAUGGGUGAGAUUGAGCAUCCCUGGAACUGUCCUCAUGGUCGACCCACCAUGAGACAUCUGGUGAAUCUUGGUAUGCUGCCGUCAUAAGAUUUAAGUUGAAAACUGAUUCGCCUGUUUUAUGUCUUACCUGGUCGGAAGUCAUGCUCAGAUGAAAAAGAUUCUGUUUCACGUGUGAGAUUGAGCGUCCGUGAAAUUGUCCUCACGGUCGACCCACCAUGAGACAUGUGGUGAAUCUUGGCAUGCUGCCAUCAUCAGAUCUGAACUGAAAACUGACUCACCUGUUGCAUAUCUAACCUGGUCUGAAGAGCGUUUAGUCAUGCUCUGGUGAAGAAGCUGUUCUUUUGUUGGCCCACCAUGCAUGAGACAUCUCGUAAUCUUCUGUAUGCAUAAGCUGUCAUUAUCAUGUUUGGAUUGAAAAUUGCUGUUCGACCUGAAACUGUUUUAGGUUCAUUAUGUCCAGUAUCUUUCCGAUUCAUAGUUGAGUUUAUUUUUAUUUUUCUGUAUGACAUGAAAAUUAUACGUUUUCUUUAUUUCUAACCUUAAUAUAUUAUCGUAAAGAAUAAAGACGUCAGACGUUAGUUUUCCAACUGUCAGUUUUCUUUUCGUUCAGACUUGGACGAAAUACAGCCCAUAGAAACAGAACUUUAACGGAAACGGGACUGUUCAUUAGCAGAACUCCAAACCUUUCUUUAGUUCCUCAAAAUGCAACCCACUCCUGCGUUGGUAAGGUUCUGCUUUUUUUUUUUUUUUUCAUGGUGUGCACUAUGGAUUUGCGAUUUUUCCGCUGGUCAGGAUAUUUUAAAGGGUACACUGCAAACGUGUUUCUCGCACUGUGAAUCUUUUUUCUGCAGUUAAACUACACUCGGAAACUUCAAGACCAAGGGAAGGAGGAAGAAUUUAUAAUGGCAAUUCAGAAAAGAUCUUUGGGCGUUUAGUUUCCUGGGUAUCCCAGGAGAGUGUCGUGGAACCCGUUUCUCACUUUUGGGGGAUGGGGUGGGCAGUAAUUUUAUUGCAUAUUCCUUUUCUGAGAAGAUUACAUGAAUUACCACGAAUAGUGAAGCCUGCGGUAGCAAGCAUUCCCCUACGAGCCAAGAGUUUCUUGCCUGCUGGUCGCGGGAAAUUUGGGGCGAGACAAAAUAAUGGCGCACGGCAGGCUUUUGGCCAGAUGGGUGCACAUGCGUCCUCUGGACGCCCACGUUUUACAGAAAAUUGUUUUAUUUUUCACAUUUUGCUUUAUAAAUUGUUCAUUUAAGCAGAUCCCAUAACACAUUUUGGACGCCCACUUUUCAAUCGUGGCUAAAAGUCUGGUGCGCGGCCUGAAUGAGGUGAAAACUCUUUCGUUCGUACGGGAGCACUUUACGCGCGCUCGAAUAGUUAGAUAUAAAUUCUUCAAGGUGUUACAGCGUAGCUCAACAAUGAACAAUCAGUUGCUUUUUUUCCUGAAAUGAUGAGCUCGCCAAUGUCUUAUCAGCCAAUCACCACUAAGAAGAAAAGUAGAAUAAGCCAAUAGCGUAGCACGUCUCGAGAGUAUUGAAAACGUCGCGCAA